Messenger RNA from Syngnathoides biaculeatus (alligator pipefish), 4064 nucleotides. It is a transcript of the gene dpep1, whose product is annotated as dipeptidase 1. Gene Ontology annotation, molecular function: metallodipeptidase activity. The coding region runs from base 104 to 1222 and encodes 372 amino acids. Gene Ontology annotation, biological process: proteolysis. The record is from RefSeq and is a predicted model, not a curated record. Lineage: Eukaryota; Metazoa; Chordata; Actinopteri; Syngnathiformes; Syngnathidae. The transcript is spliced from 10 exons.
CUAGAUGUUACAGAGCAACAAACAGAUUCUUCAGAGCAAUACUGAGUGGACUUUAUUUAGUUAGCAGGGGACAAAAGUUAGAAGUUUGUAAAAGGUUAGUGAAAUGUUGGCGGUUUCUUUGCUUGUGUGCGCCACGUGUUGGUCCGUCUCUUCGGGUGAGGGCUCGUACAUGGCCCGAGCGCUGAGGCUGAUGUCCGAGACGCCGCUCAUCGAUGGCCACAAUGACCUGCCUUGGCAACUGCGUAAACAAUUCAACAACCAGCUCGACAAAGUGGACCUCAACACUUUGGAAACGACACACACUAAUAUACCAAAGAUUAAGACGGGUCGUCUUGGAGCCCAGUUCUGGUCAGCCUACGUGCCCUGCGAGUCUCAGUACAAAGAUGCCAUCCGGCAAACACUGGAGCAGAUUGAUGUGAUUCACAGGGUGUGUCAGAAAUACCCAAACACAUUCAUGCUCGCCACCAGCAGCCAAGACAUCGUGGAGGCGUUCAGCCACAAUAAGACGGCUAGUCUGAUUGGUGUGGAGGGGGGUCACUCCAUUGACAGCAGUCUUGGGACACUGCGGACCUUGUACCACUUGGGGGUCCGCUAUAUGACACUCACCCACUCCUGCAACACGCCCUGGGCCGAUAACUGGCUUGUAGACACUGGAUCGGAACCGUCCCAACACAAUGGAUUGUCUCCUUUUGGCAAGCGACUAAUUGUCGAAAUGAACCGCAUGGGGAUGCUGAUCGACCUCUCUCAUGUCACUGUAAGCGUGAUGCAGCAGGUGCUGGACAUGUCAAAGGCACCGGUCAUCUUCAGCCACUCCUCCGCCUUCACUGUCUGUCCGCAUAAGAGAAAUGUUCCCGACGAAAUCCUCAAGAGAGUGAAUGAGACCGGAGGGAUCGUCAUGGUCAACUUCUACAACGACUAUGUGACCUGCUCCCACAAGGCCACCCUUGCCAAUGUUGCUGACCAUUUUGAUCACAUAAGGAAAGUGGCUGGAGCUGGCAUCAUUGGUUUUGGUGGGGACUAUGAUGGCGUUGCAAGACUCCCAGAGGGUCUGGAGGAUGUGUCCAAGGUCCCACAUCUGGUGGCUGAGCUGCUCAGAAGAGGGUGGUCCGAUCUUGAGGUUAAAGCCACUCUAGGAAACAACUUGCUUCGUGUACUCAAACGUGCUGAGGAGAAUGCUGGAGGAAGCCAUAGAGCGUGCAAACUCGCACACACCGCCACCUGAGCCAAGACCGAAACACAAGACUUUCUCGACUGUGACAGCCGCCGACUACACUGCUGCCAUGCCUCAUAAAAAUGCAACAUCAUGCAUGACAUUAUUGUAUGGUAGGUGUCUUCCUUAACUCACAAGAAUCAACACUUCACAUUAUGUAACACCCAUGUCUCCAAAAGCAAUAUUCAAGAGGUGUGGAAUCUAUAUUUUUUUGUAUCACUGUCAUAAAAAAGGCAAAUAUUGUCAAGGCUCAGAUUGGUUGGACCCAGAUGCAGAGACGAGAGAAAGCGCGCCGCAGGUGAAAGUGUUAUUUACUGCAAUAUGUAUUUGAAGUAAAACAAAGAGGGGCUCCGAGAGCUUAUUCCAGGAUUCAAAGGAGGACCAGUAUAGCAGGGUUGGAGUCCGGGUUGUCAGUGGGGAGAAGGAGGAGAGUACACACAGAUGGCAGACAUGGGGACAAAGAGCAAGGAUGCAUUACGGAUGUUAUUGUAAAGACUUCAGGAAACAAAGGCAGAAAGCCUGGCCAGGUUACAAACUCCGCAUAGAGCACUGACAGUCUGGUGAUGUCUUGGAGUCCAACUUUGGCUGAAGAGCAGUCUGAUGUCAUGAGCCUGAUCAGAUUCUGCUAGACGAGCACAUCAACUCUACAAAACACCCCUGUCACGCUCACACCCCAGAAUAGCAGGGCUUCAGGGCACCAAAGCGGCAGCCCUGACAGCACCCCCACUCCCACGUGCGCUACCAGGUGCUCGAGCCAAUCGCGGAUCAACGACUUGCUCAGGAUUAGUUGCGCAGAAACCCAACUCUGCUCCACCGGACCACAGCCCUCCCAGUUGACUAGAUACUGGUGGCUGUGGUGAGGUAAAAGGGGAGAGUGACAGGGAGUUUAAGGUGCACGGCGCAUGAAAUCACCAAAGUGUCAAACUCAUCUUCUUCUUUUCCUUUCGGCUUGUCCCGUUCGGGGUCGGCACAGCGUGUCAUCUUUUUCCAUCUUAGCCUAUCUCCUGCAUCUUCCUCUCUAACCCCAACUGCCCUCAUGUCUUCCCUCACCACAUCCAUAAACCUUCUCUUUGGUCUUCCUCUCGCCCUUUUGCCUGGCAGCUCCAUCCUCAGCAUCCUUCUACCAAUAUACUCACUCUCUCGCCUCUGAACAUGUCCGAACCAUUGAAGUCUGCUCUCUCGAAUCUUGUCUCUAAAACAUCCAACUUUGGCUGUCCCUCUAAUGAGCAUAUUUCUAAUCCUAUCCAUCCUGGUCACUCCGAGCAAGAACCUCAACAUCUUCAUUUCUGCUAUCUCCAGUUUUGCUUCCUGUUGUCUCUUCAGUGCCACCGUCUCUAAUCCGUGCAUCAUGGCCGGCCUCACUACUGUUUUGUAAACUUUUUUAUAGACUUUUUAUAGACCUUCAUCCUAGCGGAGACUCUUCUGUCACAUAGAACACCGGACACCUUCCGCCAACUGUUCCACCCCUCUUGGAGCCGUUUUUUUACUUCUUUACCACAUUCUCCAUUGCUCUGGAUUGUUGACCUCAAGUAUUUGAAGUCGUCCACCCUUGCUAUCCCUUCUCCCUGGAGCUUCACUCCUCCUCCUCCUGCGCCUCUCACAUUCUUGCACAUAUAUUCUGUUUUACUUUGGCUAAUCUUCAUUCAAACUCAUAGGGACCUAAACCACACCUUUUGAUCAACAGUGUAAGGUGCAGGGAUGCAGCAAUGGUAGACUUGUACCUGAGACUUGGCAGAGGACUGGAGGAGGGCAACGUGGACUUGCUUCCAGAUCUAGGCUCACUGGCGUAUAUGCUAUUGCACUGACAGGACUGUAAUUUAGGGCUCCUGAGAUGAGAACAGUGGGGGGUUGGUAGUCUAAGGAGCACUGAAAAGGGGACAUGACGAAGGAAGAGUUAGGGAGUGAGUUAUAGACAUACUUGACCCAGGCAAACUGGGAGUUUCACAAGGCGGCAAGAGACUGGAAUAUGCAACAGAGUUCCGUCUCCAUUUGGUGGGCUCACAUUAUCUGUUGGUUUGAUAGACAAACGUUCGACUAACACGUAUACCAAGUGCAGUGCAAAACCUUUUCCAAAAUUGUGAAGUGGAUUGAGGACCCCUGCCAGAGAGUAUAUCAGACAGGAUGCCAUGCAGGUGGAAAACAUAUUGGACCAACAGGUCGCCAGUCUCUGUGACUGAAGGAAGCUUGGGAAAGUACCAAAAAGUGUGCUGCUUUAGAAAACCUGUCAACCACAGUGGAAAAAAAAAAAAAAUUCCAUUUGAUGGGGGAAGUCCAGGGCGAUGUGUGACCAAGGGCGUCUGGGAACGGGACCAAGUAAACUGGAGCAUGGUUUCAAGGAAGUUUAUUUUGAGCGCAUACGUUACUUUCCUCCUUUGGUUCAAAUCUCGGUUGGGCCUUCUUAUAAGUGGCGCUCGUUGAGUUUUUUUUCUGGGCUUCCACUCUUAUUCCCAAAACAUGUUUGCUUGGUUCAUUGAAAGCAAUUAUUUCAGGUGUGAAUAACUAUUUGUGCCUGUGCCCUUUGACAAACUGGAUAAAAAAAAAAACUCAGGGUGAAUCCCACCUCCAAACCAAAGUCAUCCAGCUGCGUUACCAGUAAUGACACGCGGUAUAAAAAAAUUGACAGAUGAAUCUCUGCUUGCUUCCAUCAAGUAGUAACCUAUUGUCUUGUGCUCUGUGUUUUUGCAUCCUUGUCACACUGACUUUGAUUGUUUUUCAGAUCCGUGAUAGCCUGAGCAAGCUGAGCCCAGAUGAUGUCCCCAUCCCGUACGAUGAGGUGAAGAACUCGUGCAGGACGGGUGACGCUUACUCCAACAGUGGCGCUUUUCCCUCACUCAGCAUCACAGCUCUUUUUCUA